GAGUCGGGAGAUGGGGAGAGCCUCGAGGAUCGGCUUUCUCCUUCUCUCGCUGUCUCUAUUGUUGCAGGGAAUACGAGCUUCUUCAACUUCGCCUCCUUUACAGAUUAAUCAGGAAUUUGGAGAAUCAGUGACUUCAAGGAUUCUUAAGCAAGAGCAGGAUCAAACUCAUAAAGUAUAUUGUUCCAGAGAAAGGAGUCGUGCUGCCUGGAAAAUCAUUGAUGAGUAUUUGAUGCCUUUUGUUGAGCAAGAGCAAUAUCAAAUUCCGAGUGGAUGCAGGCUUCAUCCAGACAAUGAUCUAUUCAGAGAUCAGGAGAGGCACAAGGCCCAUGUGGAUAUAAAUGAAUGGCGAUGUGGGUACUGUAAGAAAAGCUUCCGGGCAGAGAAGUUUCUUGACCAGCAUUUUGACAAUAGACACUCCAAUCUGCUGAAUGUUAGUCAUGGCAAGUGCUUGGCAGAUUUAUGUGGGGCAUUGCAUUGUGAUCUUGUGAUGGAUUCGAAGUUGCAGAAAAUUAAGUGUAAUCCAGCAGCUGCAGCAAGGAGCCGUCAUCUUUGUGAGAGCCUUGCCGACAACUGUUUUCCUGUCAACAAGGACCCUUCAGCAAGCCGUCUUCAUGAAUUAUUCUUACGGCAAUUUUGUGAUGCUCAUACUUGCAAAGGAAAGCGAAAACCAUUCUCUAGAGGGGGCAGGAAGAAAACAAGUGCACUGUACAUCGUACUUUCAAUAUUGACUUUGAUGCUGCUGCCUAUAUUCUAUGUUUUUGUCUAUCUCUUCCAAAGAGAAAUGAAAAGUGGUGUCCAAGAUUUGAAGCGCAUCUCAAAAGUCGGACGCAAGACAAAGUCGUAUUAGUUUGAAUCGUCUGCUUUUUGCCAAUGAUGGUCAGAUUCUUUGUAUCAAGCAUCAUUGAAGACAAAGGAUGGUUAUGGUGGCUGAGCAGGCUUCUGAUUUGCAUCAGCAGAGAUUUUGGCUCCUUGACUUGAUGAUUGGUGGUGAUUGGGUCUGUACUUUGAAGAAGCAAUAUUUGAUCACCAUUCUUCUCCUGGCCUAUUUCUAUGUAAAAUUACAGCUUUCCUGUUGCUU
Molecule: messenger RNA, 1078 nt
Organism: Telopea speciosissima
Lineage: Eukaryota; Viridiplantae; Streptophyta; Magnoliopsida; Proteales; Proteaceae
Exons: 10
Coding region: 11-847 (278 amino acids)
Source: RefSeq, a predicted model, not a curated record